GCAGCGGGUCAGAGGUGACCGGCAAGAUGUCGGCCGUCAGCGGCAUUGAGCGGCGGUAGCGCGGCUCAUCUGUGUGACAGGGGCCGGGCGGAGGCGGCUGAGAGUGGCCGAGGAGGGGAGGCGAGGCCGGGUGGCCGGGCGCUCAGGGUGCACGGGCCGCCGCCGGGAAUGCGCCACAGCCCCCCGAGCAGCCGGCAAGGCGAGCCCCGCCGGAGCUCUUCAUGCCGCCCACCGGCAUAGAGCCCUCCAGGAUGAACAGGAAGAAAGGAGACAAGGGCUUCGAAAGCCCACGGCCGUACAAAUUAACCCAUCAGGUCGUCUGUAUCAACAACAUAAACUUCCAGAGAAAAUCUGUUGUGGGAUUUGUGGAGCUGACUAUAUUUCCUACAGUUGCAAACUUGAAUAGAAUCAAAUUAAACAGUAAGCAGUGUAGGAUAUACCGAGUUAGGAUCAAUGACCUGGAGGCCGCUUUUAUUUAUAAUGAUCCAACCUUAGAAGUUUGUCACAGUGAAUCAAAACAGAGAAAUCUCAAUUAUUUUUCCAAUGCAUAUGCAGCUGCCGUUAGUGCUGUGGAUCCUGAUGCGGGGAAUGGAGAACUCUGCAUUAAGGUCCCAUCAGAGCUCUGGAAGCAUGUUGAUGAGUUGAAGGUUCUGAAGAUACAUAUUAAUUUUUCUUUGGAUCAGCCGAAAGGAGGUCUUCAUUUUGUGGUACCCAGUGUAGAGGGGAGUAUGGCAGAGAGAGGUGCUCAUGUCUUCUCUUGUGGGUAUCAGAAUUCUACAAGAUUUUGGUUCCCGUGUGUUGAUUCAUACUCUGAGUUGUGUACAUGGAAGUUAGAAUUUACAGUAGAUGCUGCAAUGGUGGCCGUGUCCAAUGGAGAUUUGGUGGAGACAGUGUAUACCCAUGAUAUGAGGAAGAAGACCUUCCAUUAUAUGCUCACUAUUCCUACAGCAGCGUCCAAUAUCUCCUUGGCCAUCGGGCCUUUUGAAAUACUUGUAGAUCCAUAUAUGCAUGAGGUUACACAUUUUUGUUUACCCCAACUUCUUCCAUUACUUAAACAUACCACGUCAUACCUUCACGAAGUUUUUGAAUUUUAUGAAGAAAUUUUGACUUGUCGAUAUCCUUACUCCUGUUUUAAGACCGUCUUCAUUGAUGAGGCUUACGUUGAAGUGGCUGCUUACGCUUCUAUGAGUAUUUUUAGCACAAACCUCCUGCACAGUGCCAUGAUUAUAGAUGAGACGCCGCUGACCAGACGGUGCUUAGCGCAGGCCUUAGCACAGCAGUUCUUCGGAUGCUUCAUAUCCAGAAUGUCUUGGUCUGAUGAAUGGGUGCUGAAGGGAAUUUCCGGCUAUAUUUAUGGACUCUGGAUGAAAAAAACUUUUGGUGUUAAUGAGUACCGCCACUGGAUUAAAGAGGAGCUAGAUAAAAUAGUGGCGUAUGAACUGAAAACCGGGGGAGUUUUAUUACAUCCCAUAUUUGGUGGUGGAAAAGAAAAGGAUAACCCCGCAUCUCAUCUUCACUUUUCAAUAAAGCAUCCACAUACACUGUCCUGGGAGUACUACACUAUGUUUCAGUGUAAGGCUCACCUUGUGAUGAGACUGAUUGAGAACAGAAUCAGCAUGGAGUUUAUGCUACAGGUCUUCAAUAAACUCCUAAGUCUGGCUAGCACCGCCUCAUCUCAGAAGUUCCAGUCACACAUGUGGAGCCAGAUGCUGGUUUCCACCUAUGGGUUUUUGAAAUCCAUUUCCAACGUCUCUGGCAAAGACAUCCAGCCCUUAAUAAAGCAGUGGGUAGAUCAGAGUGGAGUAGUAAAAUUUUACGGAAGUUUUGCGUUUAAUAGAAAACGAAACGUUUUAGAACUAGAAAUAAAACAAGAUUACACAUCUCCGGGAACUCAGAAGUAUGUGGGACCACUUAAAGUGACAGUGCAAGAGUUAGACGGAUCCUUCAACCAUACCUUGCAAAUUGAAGAAAACAGCCUUAAACAUGAUAUACCCUGCCACUCUAAAAGCAGAAGGAAUAAGAAGAAAAAAAUCCCACUGAUGAAUGGGGAGGAAGUUGACAUGGAUCUUUCUGCAAUGGACGCUGAUUCCCCUUUGCUGUGGAUAAGGAUAGACCCAGACAUGUCAGUCCUGAGGAAGGUGGAAUUUGAGCAGGCUGAUUUCAUGUGGCAGUAUGAACUCCGCUACGAGAGAGAUGUUGUUGCUCAGCAGGAAUCCAUCCUGGCCUUGGAAAAAUUCCCCACCCCGGCAUCUCGUCUUGCACUCACUGAUAUUCUAGAGCAGGAGCAGUGUUUCUACCGAGUUAGAAUGUCAGCGUGCUUCUGUCUUGCAAAGAUUGCAAACUCAAUGGUGAGCACAUGGACAGGACCACCAGCCAUGAAGUCUCUCUUCACUAGAAUGUUUUGUUGUAAAACAUGUCCAAACAUCGUGAAAACAAACAACUUCAUGAGCUUUCAGAGCUAUUUUCUACAGAAGACUAUGCCGGUUGCCAUGGCUUUGUUAAGAGAUGUACAUAAUCUUUGUCCCAAAGAAGUUUUAACAUUUAUUUUAGAUUUAAUCAAGUAUAAUGACAACAGGAAAAAUAAGUUUUCAGAUAACUAUUAUCGUGCAGAAAUGAUUGAUGCCCUGGCUAAUUCUGUUACACCUGCUGUCAGUGUGAAUAAUGAAGUUAGAACUUUGGAUAACUUGAAUCCUGAUGUUCGACUAAUUCUUGAAGAAAUAACCCGGUUUUUGAAUAUGGAGAAACUUCUCCCAAGUUACAGACACACUAUCACUGUCAGUUGCUUGAGAGCCAUAAGAGUGCUUCAGAAGAAUGGACAUGUGCCAAGUGAUUCAUCUCUUUUCAAAUCCUAUGCGGAGUACGGCCAUUUUGUGGACAUCAGGAUCGCCGCUCUAGAAGCUGUUGUUGAUUACACAAAAGUGGACCGGAGUUAUGAAGAACUUCAGUGGCUACUUAAUAUGAUUCAGACUGAUCCUGUACCUUAUGUAAGGCAUAAGAUUCUAAACAUGUUGACAAAGAAUCCACCAUUUACAAAGAACAUGGAGUCUCCCUUAUGCAAUGAAGCCCUAGUAGAUCAGCUCUGGAAACUGAUGAAUUCUGGGACUGCACAUGACUGGAGGUUACGGUGUGGUGCUGUGGACCUGUACUUCACCCUGUUUGGCCUCAGUAGACCUUCCUGUUUACCCUUGCCAGAGCUCGGGCUUGUUCUUAAUCUAAAGGAGAAAAAAGCUGUCUUGAAUCCUACCAUAAUUCCAGAAGCUGGAGCAAGCAACCAGGAAUCUCUGAGUAACCCAGGCUGUCAUGCACAGCUAGCUGGAUUUCAGAACCCUUUUUCAAGUUCUCAAGAUGAGGAGGAGGUGGAUAUGGACACUGUUCAUGAUAGUCAGGCCUUCAUUUCCCAUCAUCUGAACAUGCUUGAAAGGCCGUCUACUCCAGGGCUUUCUAAAUACCGGCCAUCAAGCUCCAGAUCUUCCUUGAUGCCCCAGCAUUCAUUAGGCUGUGACAUCAUACCAACCACAAAACCCCAGUGGAGUAUGGAACUGUCCCGAAAGGGAACAGGUAAAGAGCAGCCGUUGGAGAUGAGUGUGCACUCCAUGGUAGCGGCUCCACUCUCAGUGUUUGCUAAGGAGUCGACGUCCUCUCGGCACAGCGAGCACCAUCACCACCAUCACCAUGAGCACAAGAAGAAGAAGAAGAAGCACAAGCACAAGCACAAGCAUAAGCACAAGCACGACAGCAAGGACAAGGACAAGGAGCCCUUUGCCUUCUCCAGCCCCGCCAGCGGCCGGUCUGUGCGCUCCCCGUCCCUCUCGGACUGAAGCUGUGCGGAGCCCUUCCAGAGUCCUGCCCAGAAGGCGGUUCUAAUGCCUGGUCCUCUGUGCAGGAGGAUGCAAGGGGGAUAUAGAGAAACUGAGAGUGCGCUUGAGGUCUGGCAUUCAGUUUCUGUUCUCUGUAUAACUGGGAUCUAAGUAGGAACUGGUUUUUUGGUUCUGGAUGAACUGUCCCGUCCCUUGUUUCUUCCUGGAAACACAGAGUGACUUCUUUUUAUAAGAGCCUUCAUAUCCACUGCAGAUCCAUUCACAUACUGGUCUCCUGUGGACUGCCAAGGUCAGGUGUGCUUGAAAGCCUUUGAUGGGUGUCAUGGGCAGAAGGACAUUUCAGCAGAAGUAACUGCCAGAUCUGGGAUACCCAGUGUUUUCAGGAAGUGCUGAAUAACACCACUUGGAAUUGCUGGAAAGAUGGACCUUUCUGUAAGACUCAUCCUUCUUGGCUGCUUUCUGGGUUAGCCAUAGAAAAUAAGUACCAUCAUUUAUGAGCAAAGAAUCUUGUAUUUCCUUUUACCCUAAAGUACAAAAAGUUUGGAAAGAAAUUAUUUUUAAAAACAUUUGAAGUAACUAUCUUUUGAUAGUACAUUUGGUGAUUUUGAGGUUGCAAUUUAGCAAAACAGUCAGAUCCACUCUUCUUCUCAAAUCAAGAUGUUUAAAUUACAUUUUGUUUUGUCUUCCAUUAAGUACAAGUGAAUGUGUUUAUAUGUAAAAUAUGUGUUGCUGAAUGUGGACAGUUUACACACAUGAUUCGUAUUCUUUCUAAAAUUACUGUGUAUAUAAGGCAGGCAUGGUGCUGCAUGCCUGUAAUCUCAGUAUUUGAGAGGUCGAGGUAGGAGGAUCGCUCAAGACCAGCCUGAGAUACAUGAGAAUCUGUAUCAAGAAAGCAAAGUAACAAAAGUUACUGUCUAUAACAAAAUAGGAUAAUUUAAAAAGGUGUGUUUAUUUGUUAUUUAUCGGCUUGGACAUAAUAAUUUGGCCCACAUUGUAGUAUACCAACAACAGUUUAAAAAUAUGUGUGCAGUGUUUGGGUUUUAUAUUUUAACAGUUUGUAUGGUUGUAUGUUUUGUCUUGGUUAUUUUGUUUUUUGGAAUUUACCAGGUUCUCUGUUAAUUUUUUUUUUCAUAUCCAGUUUUUGUCGUUUCCCUUGUUAUUAAAACGUUGGACUAAAUUCUUAUUCUCAGAAUAAAUACUUCAAAAGGGAUCCAAUAAUGCUGGACUUUUAAAUAAUAAAUAACUUUUUAAGGUCAA
Messenger RNA from Peromyscus californicus insignis, 5075 nucleotides. It is a transcript of the gene Taf2, whose product is annotated as TATA-box binding protein associated factor 2. Lineage: Eukaryota; Metazoa; Chordata; Mammalia; Rodentia; Cricetidae. The record is from RefSeq and is a predicted model, not a curated record. Gene Ontology annotation, biological process: transcription initiation at RNA polymerase II promoter. Gene Ontology annotation, cellular component: transcription factor TFIID complex. Gene Ontology annotation, molecular function: chromatin binding; transcription cis-regulatory region binding; RNA polymerase II general transcription initiation factor activity. The coding region runs from base 222 to 3818 and encodes 1198 amino acids. The transcript is spliced from 26 exons.